This is a messenger RNA of Acanthocheilonema viteae, 1560 nucleotides long. The record is from the annotation of a GenBank genome assembly. NCBI's taxonomy places the organism in Eukaryota, Metazoa, Nematoda, Chromadorea, Rhabditida, Onchocercidae.
AUGAUUACGCCGGAGUUCGGGACACCGACAUCUUUUGAUGAUGUCGAUCGAGCGGUAUCUAUUCCACCCCAAAAAUUACAGAACUCGAAGGUAGUAGUGCUUGGAGCGAAAAAGCUUGAAACAGGGAAAGAAGUUCGUGUUGUGCUACCGGAAGAUAAAUACCUUGGACGUCUUCAAGAAAUUAUUGUGAAAGAUUAUUUCCCUGAAUUGCCAAAAUUGAAAGCUCAGAAGGAGUAUUUGGACGCAGUUGCCGCUAAUGAUUUAACGAAGAUUCGUGAGUUACAGUUGCGUUAUAGUACAAAGCGUACUAUUCGGCGUACCUCACCUACGAAUACAGUUGACAGUCCAAGUGUAUUUGACCCUAACACGCCUGCACCCAGCUCCUCUUAUACUGAAUCGAGAGUUGGAAAAAGUGAUGAAGGAAGCUCUACAAAGAAGAAAAAGCCGCAUGAAAAUCUUACGGUUGAUACUUACUUGAAUAAAUUCACCUCUGAGGAUAAUGCAUCAUUCGAAGAGCUUGCAUUGUUACAUAAGAAAAAGGAACAAAUCCGUAACGCAUGGAUGUAUGAAGCCGAAAAGAAACAUAACGAAGAAUUCGUUACCCGAGGGAAUAAACUGGUGAAGGCUGCUGAUGAACAAAUCAUAAUCUCUUUAGCUCCUAGAGCCAUUGAAGAAAAGCCUAAAGAGCUUGAUAACUGGUCUUACAAAGCGCGUAAUAUUGUACAUUUUCAUCCUGAAGAGGCACCGUUAACACUGGAUGAGCACCUUCAAAGGCAAAAAGCAAAUCAAAGAAUCAUAAACAAAAGUGCCACUCGUUUUUCAGAGGAAGUCAACAAGGAGAAAAAACAGAUCACUGCAGUUAAGGGAGUGCUGCAGCAAGCAGCAGUGAAUACAGGGAAAGUGGACAUAACAGGUCAUGAGACGGGUUUUACUAAAGCUGGUGUAAUGGAACUGGUUGCUACUCCAUCACCAUCUCCAGGCGUCGACGAAUCACCGUUUAUGACGUGGGGUGAAAUCGAGGGAACACCAUUUCGACUUGAUGCUUCAGAUAUGGCUGCUCCAACUUCAGCUCCUGCUUUUAAGGCAAAUCAUUUAAAUUCGUUAUUAUUGAUUCCUGAAGUACCCAUUCGAGAAAAGAUAGCUCAAAGUAUAGCUGAAACGAUUGCUAAACGUUAUCAUGACAAACGGAAAGUGGCUAUGCGACAAGUGGAGAAACAUCAUGCCAAAACACCCAGCUUUGGCUCUAUUCGCACUUCUGAAAAGCUUACUGCGAUGUCUCCUGCUGCAAGACGUCUUGCAGCAAAUGGGCUUGGAAUUCGAUUGAGUUCAAAUAGGGAGCUAAAAAUCGAUUUCAGUUGUACACCUUUACGGUCAGGGACAUCGCAUUCUACGUGUUCAACUCCAGAUUCAUCAUGGCUGUUAAGGAAAACACCAAAAAGAAGUGUAGAAGACAUCGCUCAUACAGAUGCCAACUCAUCCAUAACCGAUAACUUGCUCAGUUUCGGACAAUCAAGUACUACUGUGAAAAAAACUCGACCAUCUGCAGCAGAUUUUUUCUAA